AUGGAAAACAUCAUUGUGAAGAAUUUUAAUAGGUAGCAUGAAGUAGUCAGAGGGUGGAGGAGAGGGAGGAACAAGCCCUGAAUCAUCCAAGGUGAAAGAGUUUGACUAGGCAAGGUGCAAGCACAGAGGCACAGUUUUGGAGAACAAUAGGAGGGACCCCAUCAGGUCCAUAAGCCUUCCAAGGGUUUAGGCCAGCAAGAGCAUGGAAAACAUCAUUGUGAAGAAUUUUAAUAGGUAGCAUGAAGUAGUCAGAGUGUGGAGGAGAGGGAGGAACAAGCCCUGAAUCAUCCAAGGUGAAAGAGUUUGACUAGGCAAGGUGCAAGCACAGAGGCACAGUUUUGGAGAACAAUAGGAGGGACCCCAUCAGGUCCAUAAGCCUUCCAAGGGUUUAGGCCAGCGAGAGCAUGGAAAACAUCAUUGUGAAGAAUUUUAAUAGGUAGCAUGAAGUAGACAGAGGGUGGAGGAGAGGAAGGAACAAGCCCUGAAUCAUCCAAGGUAGAGUUUUUAGCAAAGGUUUCAGCGAAGAGUUUAGCUUUAGAAAUAGAUGUGAUAGCAGUGGUGCCAUCUGGUUGAAAUAAAGGAGGGAAAGAAGAAGAAGCAAAAUUAUUGGAAAUAUUUUUGGCUAGAUGCCAGAAGUCAUGAGAGGAGUUAGAUCUUGAAAGGUUUUGACACUUUCUAUUAGUGAAGGAGUUUUUGGCUAGUUGGAGAACAGACUUGGCAUGGUUCCAGGCAGAAAUAUAAAGUGCAUGAGAUUCUGGUGAUGGAAGGCUAUGUUAAACCAAGGUUUAGAAGGUGUAGGUCGAGAAAAAGAGUGAGGAAUGUACGCCUCCAUGCCAGACAGUAUCACCUCUGUUAUGCGCUCAGCACACAAAGAUGGGUCUCUGGCACAGAAGCAGUAAUCAUUCCAAGGAGAAUCAGCAAAAUACCUCCUCAGGUUCCCCCAACUAGCAGAGGCAAAAUGCCAGAGGCACCUUCACUUAGGGGGAUCCUGAGGAGGGAUUGGAGUGAUAGGACAAGAUACAGAUAUGAGAUUGUGAUCAGAGGAGCCCAACGGAGAAGAAAGGGUGACAGCAUAAGCAGAAGGGUUAGAGGUCAGGAAAAGGUCAAGAAUGUUGGGCAUAUCUCCAAGACAGUCAGGAAUAUGAGUAGGGUGUUGCACCAAUUGCUCUAGGUUGUAGAGGAUAGCAAAGUUGAAGGCUAGUUCAAGGCUUGUUCAAAUGUAUAUGUCACUAUUGUGCUUGGUAGCAAGUUGGCAGGAUGUGGCACGGAUGUGUAUGACAAAGAGCAAAGGUCUCAAAACCUGUACUGUGUUAUAGGAAAUGUUAGGGGUUAUAAAGGUGUGUGGGUUAUUGCAUUUCAGGAGUAUUUUGACUUGCAGAGCUUUGUGGGACGGGAUGAUUUUUUUUUUUUUUCUCAUGUAAGAGGUGUAUGGGCCUAGGGCUACAAAAAUUUAGGGAAAAAAAAGACCAACUGAGAUUGCCAGUCCCCAAAAGAAAAUUUGUAACAUAAGUGUCUUGAAACUUCCCUCUUGAAAGAAAAAGUCAUAGGAAUGGGGAAACAGAGAAACAGGCUUAUAAGGCAGCGGGUGUAUAUCAUUUUGUACUGUUAUUGUUUAGUUUCCUGUGAUGUGUUGUAGGGAAUAUAAAUUGAUAUGAAGAUGUGUGCAUUCUUGCAUUUCCAGGGUUUUUUGUUGGGGUAGAGUGACAGCAGUUUGAUACUAGGCAGCCUGCCUCUAUCAUGUUGUGUUGUUUUCAUUGAUUCAUUUAUAAUUCAUUUAUAUAUUUUUAUGGCUGUCAUUGCAUUACACAUUAUUGGUUCACAAUCCCAUGGGUCUUCACACUCUGACUCACAGAUUAUCUAUGUAAGAGGUUUAUACUUAAGGCAGCUCAUGGACUCCAACCCCACUGUCACAGUCCUUUUGGCCCAGCUUCAAAAAAGAUCCUCUAGUGAUCAUAAUGGAUAUUUUAAAGUUAAGAGGAAUAUUUUGUUUUUCAUGAAUCACUGCACCAUUAAAUGAUAAUAUAACUGGUCUUGCACCUUUAAUCCCAUUUUCACCUUGUAAUGUUCCCUCUAAUGUUAUUUCUUUAUCACUGAUUAUGGUGCUUAUAAAGAUUACCCAUAUCUUUCGUUAGGUAAUGCCUCACUGUUUGGGAAUGGGCUAGAACAUAGUGAGCAUAUCUGGGCACAAUAACAAAAAUAUUUAUCAUGAUAACAAAUAAAUUGAUAACAAUAACCUUAUUGGCGAUAAUGGAUAAUCGAUAUCUGGCAAUAAGUUAUCACCCAAUAGCCGUUAACUGAUAAACUGAUAAAUCCAAAAUGUCUCUUCACUAAUGACAAGUACUGUUUUAAGUAAAAUAAUUACAUUUAAUAUUGAAAGUUUAAAACUUGAACAUGCUCAUGCUUCAAAAACUAAAAUGAUCAAUUAUUGCUAGUUUGGAACCAAAAGUAUCGGCGAUACUGAUCAAUCAAUAACAGGAAAAAUAAUUAAUGGAUAACUGAUAAUCCAAUAUCAUUAUCACGACAAAUUAUCAUGAUAAAUUAUCACGAUGAGGCCCACCUAUGAUAGUGAGUGUCAUUUUAUGUGUUUAUUUCCUAGGGAGUGACAGACUUCAAAUCUAGGCAAUGCUGAACACCUGAGAUACACACAGAGAGGUUAGCCUUUUUGGUGGAUGGCAUUAUAUAUUGUGAAUUAAUUUUGAUAGUGGCUGAGUUUAGAGUAGUAAGUGCUGUAUCCUCACAUCUUCCAUAUGGGGACAAUAUGAUAGUAAUGAUUUUCUUGAGGUGAGGAAAUACACUACUUAGUCAGUUCACUUGUUGAUCUUAAUGACAAAAAGGGCUUUUUAUUUGUACCAUGAAGGGAUGUAUCUGUCAUAUUAUUCAUAACUGUUAAUUGAUAGCUUUUAUGUAGUAUAUAUCUGUGGUGUAUGAUGUGAUCCAGUGUUGUACAUGCUCAGGGUGUGCCAACUUUUGAAAUUUAUUCUCUCCUAGACCAUCAUUAUUUUCCAUGUUUUCUUUACAUUUUCUAUGUUUCUGUUGACAGUUCACUGCACCUUAAAAUGAUGUCAGCCUGGCAUGCAGAUAGAUGAUAAAUAUAUACGUAUAUAAUAUAAGGGAUGAUUUGUAUAGGCCAAAAGAGAUAGGCAGUUGUUUAUUACAGUACCUUGCUCUUGUGGAAGACUUCUGCUAAUAUGAAAGAACAGGCAUCAGAGAGUUUAUGAAGGACCUGCAACUAAAUGAUAUGCCGGACAGCUCACAGGAGACAAGAAUGCCAACACCAGCCUGGGAUAGGGACCCUGAGGGGGAGGCCUUCAGGGAGAGCAUGAAGGAGGGCAGCUUUGUGGCACAAUUUCAGGCCCUCAUCCUCCGUAAUUUGGCCAUUAAGAAACGCGACAGACGGAAAUCACUAACUGAGCUGUUGAUGCCUCUUUACUGGAUAAUGAUUCUGGCAAUCGUUCGGCUCACCAGCAAUGGCAAUGUGUUGGAGCCUGUGGAGGUUCCACAUGGGCAGGGCUCCCUCAUGGACAGUGCCAGGUUCUUGAAUUGUGGAACACUUCAUGUGGCUCCUCAGACUUACAAGGUAGAACAGGUCAUGGAUGAGGUGCUGAGUAUUGGAGAAGAACUGAGUACUGAUAUUUCUGUUGAAUACUACAAGAAUGAAACUGAGUUACUAAACCAUUUCUAUGCCAACAAAACCUUAGUAAAAGUUGCAGUCAUAUUUGAAGACAAUCCUCUGAGUAACAAGAGCUACACACUGAGAUUCAAUCCAAUGUUUUCAUUCCUACCAUCAGCUGGACUGUGGAGCAGAGGAGAAGAAUGCCGCAAUGUGGAUGAUCCUUCUGAGCUGCAGGUGACAGGCUGCUCUCCCAAUAACUACUUCUACUCUGGGUUCUCAGCACUGCAGACCAUCAUUGAUAUGGCUCUGACUAAUCUGACCACUGCUGCAAAUGUCAAAGUACCAAAUGUCAUACUUGAAAACUUUCCAAGAGGAGGUUUUCAGACAGGUGGUGGCACUGCUCUUCGCUCCAUUGUGCCACUGUAUAUGGUGUUUGCUUGGGCACAGUUUAUUAUAUACAUGAUGAUGCUGGUGGUGGAAGAGAAAGAGAAGAAACUGAAGGAGAGCAUGAAGAUGAUGGGACUGCGUGAUUCUGUCUACUGGUUGUCGUGGUUCACCAUAUACGCUGUAUAUGUGCUUUUUUUGUCCUUGGUUUGCAUCAUUCUGCUGCCACUUGCCAACGUCUUUCAGAAGGCCAAUAUCUUCCUCCUGUUCCUGGUGUUCAUCCUCUAUGGCUUCUCCUCCAUCAUGUUUGGCUUCAUGCUAACACCUUUCUUCAACAAAGCAAAAGUUGCAGGAGUUGUUGGGAAUCUGGUCCAGAUCUCCUUCAGUCUUCUGUUUUACCUCCAAGUCUUCCUUGAAGAUGAAGUGUCCCCUGGAGUUUUCUGGGGUCUUUCACUCCUCUCUCCCUGUGCAUUUGCCUUUGCAAUUGAUAAGGUGAUCCUGUUUGACUUCUCUGCUAAUGGUCUGACCUUUGACUCUAUCUGGGACGGCAAAGGACUUCCCUUUGCUGGCAGCCUCAUCAUGCUCACCAUCGAUAUAUUCCUCUAUCUGUUUCUGGCAUACUACCUGGAUAAUGUUAUUCCAAGUGAAUAUGGCACCAAAAGAAAACCUUGGUUUAUAUUUCAGAAGUCAUUUUGGGUAAAAAGUCGUAGCAAAUUCUAUAAGCUGUCACCUACUGAAGGUGUCAACAAUCAAACAUUUUCAGUUGAGCUUCCAGACAAUCCAGAUGUGGAGUUAGUGUCUGAUGAGAUGAAGCAGAGGACAGCUGUACGUAUUCGUAACUUGGAGAAGAUUUUCAGUUCACGAGGAAAGAAACCUGUGAAAGCAGUGGAUGAUUUCAGCUUGGACAUCUAUGAAGGGCAGAUAACAGCCAUCCUAGGUCACAAUGGAGCUGGCAAGACAACAUUGUUCAACAUCUUGACAGGCAUGACUGCUCCUUCCCAAGGCUCAGCAACCAUCUUUGGCCUGGACAUCAGUGACAUAAAUGAGCUGACAGAAAUCCGGAAAAACACUGGCAUCUGUCCACAGCAUGAUGUUGUCUUCCUGUCCCUCACUGCCAGGGAACACCUCCGCUUCUUUGCCCGCAUCAGAGGAGUCCCUCAAGAUAAGAUAGAAAGUGAGGUUGAGCAAACUCUGAAGGAGGUUUACCUGGAUGAGAAAGCAGACACAAAGGCUUCAGACCUCUCAGGUGGACAGAAGAGAAAAUUGUCCAUUGCCAUUGCACUCAUUGGAGACCCCAAAUUGAUCUUCCUGGAUGAACCGACAGCAGGAGUUGAUGCUUACUCCCGCAGGAAAUUGUGGACACUAUUGAAGAACAGAAAGGAGGGCAAAGUGAUUCUUUUGACAACUCAUUUUAUGGACGAAGCAGACAUUCUUGCUGAUCGGAAGGCAAUAAUGUCCAAGGGCAGGCUGCGGUGCUGUGGAACAUCUCUCUUCCUCAAGAAUAAGUUUGGCCUGGGAUACCAUCUCACAUUGAUUGUGGAGGAGAAUUCUGAUGAGCAAGCAGUUCGUAAAAUCCUGAAAAAAGUCAUCCCAGAGGUCCAGCUAGCCCGGUAUUAUGGCAAAGAAAUGUCAUUCAUCCUCCCAUCAGAUUCCUCAUCACAGUUUCCUUCCCUCUUCAAGCAGCUGGACCAGAGUAUUGCCAGCACUCAGGAAGGCAUUGAGGGCUAUGGGGUUUCCAUGACCACUCUGGAGGAGGUGUUUCUGGUGCUGAAUGAUGAGAGUGAGGAGGGUGAACUUGGCUCCAUGAACAACGUAGGUCAGCAUAUGAUUCGUGAGAAGUCCCCCUCAGCCUCACCUUCCCACACUUCCUCACUACAAGAGAAUGGGAUGCAGGACAACUACAUGGCAGCAAAUAAAGGCUAUGUAAUUGAAAGUGUGGAGGUCAAGAGAGAGGAUUGGAGAGCCUUUCUUGCACUGCUGAAGAUUCGUUGUACUAAUCUGAUACGGGAGCCAGCAGCAGUGAUAUUCUUGAUCCUUUUCCCGCUUGCCUUCACCAUUGGGUCCAUCGCCCUGGCAAACUCACAAAGUAUAAAGAUCUCCACUAAUGAAGUUAUUGCCCUUAAUCCAAGUAUUUACGGUAAAAAAUUCCAUGGGACACUCCUGCACAACGCCACAGGUCAUGAGCUCAGUGGCCUGGUGUCCACUCUCACUGCAGCAGACAUGGAGGUUGGCCCUUACUCUGGCAACUACUCUGACCUGCUGAAUGAGGACCACAACAUGGGAGCCUACAAUGUUCACAGCUUCCCAAGAAUGAAUAGUAAUAUAGAGGACAAAGCAGAAGUGAGGGUGCGUUUCAAUGACUCCUACAUGCAUUCCAUUCCGAUACUGGUGAACCUCCUCAACAAUGGAAUUAUGAGUUCCAUCCUGGAUACUACUGACACAAUCAGUGUAUUCUCCAACCCUUUGCCCAUCACUAAGGAUAGCAUAGCGUUUGAUGCAUCAACCUUCGUCUCCCCUAUGAUGAUUGGCUUUGCUUUCACCAUCAUUCCUGCUGGGCUGACCAUGGACCUUGUCCAUGACAGGGAGAUCAAGGCAAGAUACAUGCUUAGGCUGAAUGGAGUUGGAUUCCACAUCUACUUCUCAUCUUACCUCAUAAUGAUGAUAGGCCUCUACAUGGUGUCCUACAUUGGCCUCCUAAUAAUUGUUGCUGCAUUUGGGGUCAAGUCACUUAUUAUUCCCCAAGCAUUUGGUGCUCUUGCCCUCCUCUACUUUCUUUACAUGCCAGCUGCUAUUCUUUUUUCAGCUGUCAUGAGCUACAUGUUUGACAAGUCGGAAACUGCCCGCCAGUUUUAUCCAAAUCUUGUCACAACAUUGGGUUUCAUAACCUACACAAUAGUGGCACUUGUUGACAUGCUUGUUGAAGGCAGUGAUGUAAAUCCAGCACAAAUCUUACACAUUAUUUUAACUAUAAUCUUUCCUCCUUACAUACCAUUUGGUUUGAUGUACUACAUCAACAAAGUAUACUUAGAAUGCUCAAUAUUUAACACCUGUGACAAUCUCUCUGCUAGUGACUACAUGACAACAGAAAUUAUUGUCCUGUUUGUGGUGACGGUUGUAAGUAUUCCUACAUGGUACUUAAUGCUGCGGGUGGCAGACUCUAUCAAGCUUGGGGGCAGCUGGCAGUCAGCUUUAUGGAUGAAAAGCCCAAGAAAAACCUAUAAUUUAGACCAAUUGCAAGAGAAUGGUGUGGGAGUAUCAGAAGGUGAGGAUGAUGAUGUGAAACAGGAGAGGGAAAAUGUAGCUGCUGCCCUUCAGGAUACAUCCUCUACUUCCCCAGUCCUUAUUUAUGACCUUGGCAAAACAUACAAGAAAGACACAGGAAAAAGCAAUCCUUGUAAAAGAAACAAGGAAAGUGAACAGUUCUGUGCAGUGAAGAAUGUGUCAUUUGAGGUCAAGCAGAGUCAGGUGUUUGGUUUGCUGGGGCCAAAUGGUGCUGGCAAAACAACAACACUCAGUAUAAUGACAGCAGAAGAGAGCGCCUCCUGGGGAAAAGUACAGAUAUGUGGAGAGAACAUUCAGUCAAGCUUAUCCUCUGUAUUUGAGGUGAUGGGAUACUGUCCCCAGCAUGAUGCUCUCUGGCAAAACAUCACAGUAGCUGAACAUAUUGCUGGCUAUGCUGAGAUACGUGGCAUCAGGAGAGACCAAGUUAAAUUGCUGGUGGACAUGUAUGUAAAAGGUCUUGAGAUAGAGGAACACAAGGACAAGAAGAGCAAAGACUGUUCUGGAGGCACCAAGAGGAAACUGAGCUACAUUCUCAGCAUGCUGGGUCAGCCUCGAGUGGUGCUGCUUGAUGAACCCUCAACAGGCAUGGACCCCAAAUCCAAGCGUUUCUUGUGGAACUCCAUCCUCUCUUCUUUCCAAGAUGAGCGCAGUGCUAUACUGACAACACAUUCCAUGGAGGAGGCUGAUGCUCUCUGUUCUUCCAUUGGCAUCCUGGUUCGUGGCAGCAUGAGAUGCAUUGGACCCAUUCAGCACCUCAAGAAUAAGUAUGGCAGAGGGUACACAUUGGAGGUAAAGGUGAAGCCCAACAGAGCACCAGUGUCCAUCAGCAAUGCCAGCUCCCCCAGCCAUGUCAUUUCUGCUGAAAAAGGAAACAGUAUAAUCAAGCAAGUUCAACAAAAGGUCAUAGAAACAUUCCCAAAUGCAACACUGGAUGAGCAGUUUGAGGAGCGGCUGAUUUACAAAGUUCCUCAGACUGAUGUGAUGAGUCUGGCCCUGAUUUUUGAGAUGCUGGAAAAGAUCAAGAGUGAUGGUCUGGUGGAUGAAUAUGCACUGAGCCAGACUACCUUAGAGCAAGUUUUCUUGCAGUUUGCUCGCCAGCAGGAGGAAGAGGAUGACAAGGAAGAGAAUGGAGAUAUUGUCUCUCACAUUUCAUGAGAAGUGAACUAUGUAUUGUAUGAUUGUGUAUUCCAUGUUUUGUGUAUGCAUAUUUGCAAAAGAAAAAAAAACCUGUCCAUUCAUAGAUAUUUGUAUGCAUGAAUAGUCUGGUACCUGUUCAUAAUUUUAGAAACUUGAAUUGCACAAGAUCAGUUUUCACACUUGUCUAGUGCACUGACAUACUUUACUGCAUUAGUAUGACUGUGAUAUGACUAAUUUCAUACUUUACUGCAUUAGUAUAACUGUGAUAUGACUAAUUUCCUUUCCAACCCAAAUCUUACUGUCUGUUUCAUCUCCUCCUCUUUCCUUGGAUGAUAAAAGACUUCUGGUAUCCCUCCACAGUGAAUUUUCCUUAUUUUUUCUUUCUGAUGUUCUUUUUUGCUAUUACAGUUAAUGAUUAGUGUACACUAUUUGGAUUAAUUUAAGGAAUUGCUUAAUUAUUAAGCAUUUUAUUUAUUUUUUUUUAUUUUGAGAGAAAAAAAAUUGCAGGAUUAUUAAAUCUGCAAAAAUAAAAAUGAAAAGUGCACAAUAUGAAAUAUUUGUGGUGUAUUAUUAUGAAAUAUUAUAAUGUAGAAUGGUAUGAAAUAUUAAAAUGUACUGAGUAACUCCUUUAUAUCUGUAUUCUUGUCUUAGAGACAAGAAUACAGGCUUUGGAAAAAUGGAAAAAUAAGUCAUAUAAGCAUGUGAUUACUUGGAAUGGUGAUUAUUGUCAUCUCUGUUUGCCCCAUCUAGCAUCUCACUUCUUCAUGUACUGACUUCUCUCCUAGUACUUUAAUGUAACAUUAGUCAGUAUACUAAGCCACUAUACAUGUAAAGGUUGUGGCUCACCUGUACACUGUGGUACACCUGACUCACCUGUUGUACACUGGUAUGUGGUUGUGACUCACCUGUACAUUAUAGUACAUGUGCAUGUGGUGUUGAUCAUGUGCAUGUGGUGUUGAUUAUAUAUAUAUAUAUAUAUAUAUAUAUAUAUAUAUAUAUAUAUAUAUAUAUAUAUAUAUAUAUAUAUAUAUAUAUAUAUAUAUAUAUAUAUAUAUAUAUAAUCUCAUGUGCUUCUUAUAAAUUUCCUAUUUUUUUAAGUUUUAUGGUUUCUAUUCUGUUCUUAUCAAUUAUAUUUAUGACAAAUAUUGUACUUUAAAAAGUACCUAGUGUAAUAAUGUCUAUAAUUAAGUAAUUUGAAGUUACUACCUCUAAUUUUUUAAACACAGCUGAUUUCAUAAAAUAAUUGGGACUGGUUAAGUAUAACACAGGCUGACAUCCCCUUCAUACACACACACACACACACACACACUUUAGUAACUAGGUGACUAUGAAGGAAAGGAUUGAUCUUCACUAAAUACAAUACACCAAGAUCAAUUACAUAACCCAUCAUUGUCAGGACUCAGCAAAAUCUAACUCUAAACAUAAACCUGAUCUAUUCUAUCUUCUUUACCAGUGUCCCCUGUAAAUGGGGUAAAUGAAACAGGCUGUACAUUAACAUUAAUCUUAUCCAUAAGCAUCUCACAUUUAAUUUCUCCACUGGUCACUACAAUACCUGUUAACUGAAAAUUCUGUUAAUGGUGAUAUUCAAGCUAGAAAUUCUAAAGCCUUAAAUUAUUGUGUAUGAUAAAUAUUGUCUUCAUGCUUUUAGAGCAUUUCUUCAAAAUGUUACUAGUUAAUAUAUAUUAAUGUCAUGUAGAUGUUUACAGUGAUUUUAAAGCUACAAAACCCUAGGUAAGCAUAUCAUAUUUGAAGCUGUUACACUCAAGGCUUCAGAUGUGAUAUGUUUAAUGCACAAUGCUUAUGCCGUAUAGAAUUUUAUUACUUUAAGAUAAUGUGGUCAAACAAGAGUAUUCUGGUGAGGCAUGCAGGCAUUCCUAAGUUUGUUAGUUGUUGUGAGGAUGAUAUUUAUGGUUAUUCUGUAGUCAUUACUUAUCAUCAAGAAGGCUGAAAUAUCAAAAUUAUAUUGAUGAGAGUUUCUUGCAAAAGUUCAUGCAUUCAUAAACUAGGUUGAGAUCUACCUUAAAGGGAGGUAGUCCAGACAAGACUAGUCUUAUCAUGCUUUUUUUCACAGUUUACAGAGAAUACAGUGGCAGUACCCUUCAACUGUGUCCACAGAGUGUAUCAACCUCAUAAUGGUGCUGGUAUAAUGUGUGGUGAAGUCAGUUCUGUAUGAUAUACCUAUUUAUACUUCACCAUCCUCUUCAUAUACAGGCCAUGUAGACCCAUUUAUAGAAUGCGAUGCCUACUAUAUUUAGAGGAAUCAACACACAUAAUACCAUAGAAUACUGAAUAGCCUAUCAAAUAGUGCAAUUUUUUAAUAUUAAAAGCUGUGAAAUAUUCAACUAAGAAAUUAUCUGGUGCCACAAGUAGAUCUCAGAGGCAUGAGUUGCAGAUCCAAAAUUUAUUAAAUUCAAUGAGAAACUUGAGUUACAUGAAUGAGAAUCAAAUAGUGCAGAACACACAACGAUGUUAUUAACCUUGUGUGCCUCAGUAAUCUUGACAUUUCCAUCCCUUAUAUAUCAGUCCAUUUGAAAUCAUAGUAACCCUAUUUUGUGCAUUACCAUAUUUAACAAUUAAUUAAUGAAGUAGACUUUUUACUUAAAACAUGGGCAAGAAAUUCCCACACAUUGUUCAAGAUACAGGCAUGUGGUUACCAUGAGGGUUAGCAACUUGAAUACUCAAAUCUACUCACUGUGAUGCUACCUCAGUGCCAGAUUACAUACCUGUUGCAUGUAAUCUCAAUAUAACACAUUCCAUUCACAUCAACUGUCACUAUAAUGUAAAAAACAUUAAAAAACUAUGUGUGGAGAGUAUUUUUUCAGAGCUAUAAACAAAAGUUUAAGUGAUCAUCACACAGUCGUUACAUUCUUAUACUUACAACUAUAUUGGUGGGCGGCACAGUUGGAUAAUCACCUGAUUGUUCUUUGGUUGGUAGUCUGAUUUCAAGACCUCUAUUGGUGAAAUAGGCUGCAUUGGUUUCAUGUGGAUCGGCAGUGAAAGUAACUUGAAAACUUACAAUUUUGUCUUGGAAGUAGUUAAAUACAAUAUUCUAAUCCUUCAUUAUGAAUGAUUGUACUUGAUUAUUAUUAAGUGUGGUUAUUUGUCAGCUUCAAUAAAUCAAACUUAACUCAAGCUCAGCCCUCCAAUAACUUUUCUGAAAAGUUACGUAUAUCAAAACGAGAUAUUGAGUAAUUGAAGCUCAUUUAUCCACCAAAUUCAAAUCUCAUCAUAAGAUAUGCCACUAAUUCUCUUGCUAUAUAUUUUACCUCCAGUAUCUUGAUUUAUAAAGCAAUGGAUUAGUUUUAUUUUAUCAGCCACAGAGUAGGUAGCUAAAAAACAAUGCCAUUUAUUUACCCUCUGGGAGUAACAGAAGUUAUUGUUAGAAGAUGUAGUUCUAUAUUGGUGAUAUUUUCAAUGUUUAGCUUUCUUUAUUAUGUGACAUGAGUGAACACUUCUCGAAGUAUAUUAAUCCCUAGUCUUGCCUGUGGUUUUAAAGAAAAGGACAAAAAGUGCACUGUUAGAAAUGGACCAAAGUGAUGAAUGAUUUCAAAGUGCAAAACAUUCCUAACAGUUAAUGUAGAAUAACAGUUAUGAAAGUAUUUGUGAAAUGCAAGUUGCAUUUUGUAAUUGUUUUUUUUACCAGUAUAUUCUAAUAUAUGAGUAUAUAUUGGAGUCAGAAGUUCUUAACAUCUUUUUAAUGGUUGGCUUCAAAUCUGCAGGCUUAGAUUACAUCCAGAUCAUGCAAAUUUUACCAGAUAAACGUUUACUCUUGCAUUUUCAUGAUACCCUUAAUUACUAAAAAUAUAAGGCAGAAUGCAUCUUCACAUUAUGUAAUUUCCACAAUGUUCAUUAAUUUUCCUUUCAUGUAAUUUUAUGCCUUAUUUAUGCAACACUGACAGGACAUGCUUAUCAAUCAUAUGAGAAAGAAAAAAAUCUUGCAAUCCACAGCAAGGCACCUUACACUUUUAAUAACUUAAGCUGUACCAUAUAUAAAUAGCUUAGCUUAAUCUCACAAAAACGUAUAUCUCUUUAUAUGAAGAGAGGAACAAAGAACUAUUUCCCAUAUGAAUACUUUACAGUAUGGAAAUUGGCUAUAAAUUGUGCUAUCUCCCUCAACAUUAAUGAAUUAAGUUAAUACUUCAAUCUACCAGUUCCUUAGCCAAAAAUUAUUAUUAAUUUAUUAUUAUUAUUAUUAUUAUUAUUAUUAUUAUUAUUAUUAUUAUUAUUAUUAUUAUUAUUAUUAUUAUUAUUAUUAUUAUUAUUAAAGAAUGUAUAAGCUAUCAUUUGUUGGCAUACAAGACACUUUUUAUGAUGUAAAAAACAAUUACCUUGAGUUCACAUUAGAUAACUCAGAAGUGUACUCAAAGCAGAAAUAUCUUCAUAAAGCAGAAGUGCAUCAUUUAUACACAGGUGGGUUUUAUAUGCCAGUAAAUAUAGUAUUUAUCACAUAUACAAUUGAUUUUCCUUAGUGUGAUAAAGUUGUGAUUUGAAAUAUCAACAGGAAUGUAAAUGUCAGUGAUUGAUAACACUUGUUUUACUUUCACUAAAGCAAUUAAUACUUUUUUCAAACUUAAAAUUUUAUGUGUAUCUUAUUCCAUUCUUACUAUCUUGGAAAGUAAGUCAUUAUUCACAACUUUUUUUGUUUUGGAUGAAUUAAAGACUAGUUUCAAUGAACUUACAGUGAACAAUAUAAACCGAUUAUUUACACUAGUGAUAAAGUAGCCAGCUUCACAUAUUACAGUUGUUGGAAAAGAAUAUUAUUUAUCAUAAGACUAUCUUAGAGAGAGAGAGAGAGAGAGAGAGAGAGAGAGAGAGAGAGAGUAAAAAAGUUGAGGCAAAGAAGUGUUGCAAUGUGAAGACAUUUAAUGCUGUAUUCUUUUCAUGGAUACUGAAAGAAAAAUUGAAUGAAGUAUAUAGUUUUCAUCUUUGCAGAGGCAAAUAGUACAGUUAGCAUACUCUGUGAUAGAGUGUUUGUGCAUUGAUUCUUAAACUACACUCAGGUAAGCCCUGAGGUGGCUGGUGAGUGGCUUUCCAUGGAGAGAUCACAGCAGGAGGCUGGUGAUACACCCCCAGAGAAGCCAACAAGAGGAAGUGUUGCUAAUGUUAAUUAAGUUUUCCAGUCAAGAAGGCUAUUUUGAUGUAUGUAAUUAGAUGUUCAGAUUUUAUUAGCAUGUCCUUAAUACAAGAGGGGUAACUUCCUAUGCCGUCCUUUCUGUGACAUCAUUUUUUAUUAGAGAAAUUAAUAUUUUUAAAAUGUAUUAGGUAAAUUUACAGAUUUAUACAUUUUGUCUAAUAUUCAUGCAUCUUUGUAUGCAUGUCCGGAGAGAAUUUGCAUGUAAUUAACCAAUAUUUAAUCCUGCAAUCUGCAUGUAACUGAUUUAAAUACACAUUUCAAACGGAA
Molecule: messenger RNA, 13817 nt
Organism: Scylla paramamosain (green mud crab)
Lineage: Eukaryota; Metazoa; Arthropoda; Malacostraca; Decapoda; Portunidae
Product: cholesterol transporter ABCA5-like
Exons: 33
Coding region: 3215-8434 (1739 amino acids)
Biological process (GO): transmembrane transport; lipid transport
Cellular component (GO): intracellular membrane-bounded organelle; membrane
Molecular function (GO): ATP binding; lipid carrier activity; ABC-type transporter activity
Source: RefSeq, a predicted model, not a curated record